AGGGUGUAGUUCCCCCGAGAACUAGUAGCAAGCAUUACCCGUGUUGUAAAUGAUUUGUAACAUCAGCGGCACGCUAGUUAUUUCAUCGCACGACCACAAAGCAUACCGAAUAUUUUUACCGACUGCUAGAUUGAUAUCUUGAGCCACGACAUUUGUGUAUUAAGUGUCUCUCGUCCUUGUUGCACCUCUGACGGUAUUGUUCACAUAGCGAGAAAAUACUUCUUCCGCUACACACAGGACAUCAACUACAUCAAAUUAUUUCUUCAAAAUGCCGGCCGCAGCUACGUCUAGCAGCACGAACCAAACGAGCGCCAUCACGGAGUAUGGCGCUCUGAUGCAGCCACCAAAUCUCCUCCUCGAGGAUGUGAUGACCGUCUCGAACGUCGAUCACUCCAGAUUUGACAAGGUGGGUCGAAUCACGCUGGAAUCACAAGAGACCUCGACGAAACUCGAGUACGACGUGUACACAGAACUGUAUCCCGUGGAGGUCGGCGAGAGCCUGCACAUUGUCAUGCUGAAAACGCUAGCCCUCGGGGAGAAACUCGAAAGCUACGCACAGCACGAUAAAAGAGUCCUGGGCGCAAAUAUCGCAGACAAGUUCGGGUACAAUAAAAGAAAUUACUUCGUGGUUCUUUUGCUUCUAACAGCAUAUGUGUGUGGCUAGGAGAAGCAGAACACAAACUAUUUGUCAUAAUUGAAUACAAACCCAAAACAAUCACAGCUACGUCACUUACGGAACCUGCUACGAGCGGUCGCAAAAGGACGGGAAGACCACAGUGCACAUCAGUUUCGGUGGGCUUUUAAUGCGGGCCACGUCCGAGGACACACAUCUGCGGGGAAUCAAUCUGGAUGAUAGAGUGUACUGUCUGGUAAAGAAGGACGACUUGGUGAGCUGAAAUUCUUGGCAGGAACAAAAAAUGGAAAUACUAUGUUUCUGCAUUUAUUUCGCCCCAGGAGAGCUUCUCUUUUCGUCGGUGUAAAAUGAAAACGGACGGCACUGCUCUUUCGAUUGAGAAAGACGAAGGGACAGUCCCUUGAACAUGUCAUUGGUAACCUCGUAGAGUUGGAAGUUCUACAAUUGCGCAUAAUUUUUAUGUUACGAUCAGCUUCUGCGAAAGCUCUCUCUUCUCCGAGAACUACGGAGGCACCCUGGAAUACAACUAGCUGCGUCUCCCGUCGGGACCGGUUCCGGUGUUCUGCAAAAAAAAUGUUUAAAGUAGCGAU
This is a messenger RNA of Amoebophrya sp. A120, 1224 nucleotides long. Lineage: Eukaryota; Dinophyceae; Syndiniales; Amoebophryaceae. The record is from the annotation of a GenBank genome assembly.